AUGGGGUAUCGUACAACAAUAAGAACAUCCACAGGGGCCACACCUUACUUCUUAGUAUACGGCACUGAAGCUAUGAUACCUGUCGAACUAGAGAUACCUUCCCUAAGGAUCAUCCAAGAAGCAAAGUUGACUGACGCUGACUGGAUACGAGGUCGGGCAGAGAAUUUGGCAUUAAUAGAUGGAAGACGAAUUAACGCCAUUUGUCAUGGUCAUCUCUAUCAGAAUAGAAUGGCCAGACCUUUCAACAAGAAGGUUAAACCAAGACAUUUCUCACCUGGGCAACUAGUUUUGAAUCGGAUUUUCCCAAAUCAAGACAAAGCAAAGGGUAAAUUUUCACCAAACUGGCAAGGUGUGUACAUAGUCUCUCGAGUACUGACAGGCGGGGCCGUCAUACUUACAUAA
Molecule: messenger RNA, 402 nt
Organism: Solanum lycopersicum (tomato)
Lineage: Eukaryota; Viridiplantae; Streptophyta; Magnoliopsida; Solanales; Solanaceae
Source: RefSeq, a predicted model, not a curated record